Polistes canadensis is the source of this 1381-nucleotide messenger RNA. RefSeq lists its product as uncharacterized. The coding region runs from base 439 to 1329 and encodes 296 amino acids. NCBI's taxonomy places the organism in Eukaryota, Metazoa, Arthropoda, Insecta, Hymenoptera, Vespidae. Gene Ontology annotation, biological process: mesoderm formation; regulation of transcription by RNA polymerase II. Gene Ontology annotation, cellular component: nucleus. Gene Ontology annotation, molecular function: RNA polymerase II cis-regulatory region sequence-specific DNA binding; DNA-binding transcription factor activity, RNA polymerase II-specific; protein dimerization activity. The record is from RefSeq and is a predicted model, not a curated record. The transcript has 3 exons.
UGAGAACCCCUUAACGGAACACCUGAAUACUUAAUAAACGGAUAAAAUUAACAUUAAUAACGACUGUCUGUGCCCGAUCCACAUUUUAUCCGAGGACAAACGAGAACGACGCUCGUCCAAGAUAUAUUCCAUACGAGGGCGUCAUUUGAGGAGGACUAACUCUCUCUCUAGUUUUUCAUUUUUCGUUGGGAAGAGGAGUGAAAAUUCGAAAGACUUUCUUCGUACGAAACGGUGGCCCACGUCUGACUUCAUCUGGCAUGGAACAGAAUCCGGAAAGAUAUCCGAACGAAUUAUCGAGAAACGAGGUACUAUCAUUUACGACUUCUCUCGCGAUCGAAGCUAUGCUUUUAUAUCGUUUGAGAAGCAAUAGAAAGAGUACAAAAGGAAAGAUGAGAAAGACAGAUAGAUAGAUAGAUAGAUAGUUAGAUAGAUAGAUAAAUGGAUAUACAUAGAAAAGAAAAAAAGGAGAGAAAAAGAAGGAUAUUUCUUUUUCAGUCCGAAAAUGAGAGCAACGAUGAAGAAUACGCGCGUUCCCCUAUUUUACUCGAUUUAGACGAAAAUUCAAAGCAACAAGAACUACGAGAAUUGGAACAUGAACGAGAUCGUGAACGACAACGGCAGGACGUCGUCAACCACCAAGAAACGAUUUUACCGAACGUACUAUCGACAGCCGAUCAACACCUACAGGAUCAAUUAUCGCAAAGUGCAUCAGACGAUCCGACCGUGAUUCGACGUCAAUCCUUGAGAAGAAGGUGGCAAGGUCCUAGUAAUAUCGACGAACGCCAACAGAACUCGGACAAUGUGUUAAUUAUAAGAGUACCGGAACCGGAAAUAAUAGGUGGCCAUCCGCAAUUGGAGAUACUUCACGAAACGAAUAUCAGAUCGAUACAACGUGAACCCUCGCAAACUGAAAAAGACUACAAAAAGUCAGCAUGCGAUCGCGAACGAACGAGAAUGAGAGACAUGAAUCGUGCUUUUGAACUCCUCAGAUCAAAGCUUCCAAUAUGCAAACCUCCAGGUAAAAAAUUAUCGAAAAUUGAAUCACUUAGGCAUGCCAUAACAUAUAUCAGACAUUUGCAAAGUUUAUUGGAGCCUCAAUAUAAUUACGUUCCAAAUGUAUCAGAAAGAGCAACGUAUUAUGGGAAUCCUACUGGUACGAUACCCUUCGAAAUACAUCAUCCCAAUCGAUGGGAAUCUUUUAGCUACUAUCGUUAUGACUAUCAUACUCCUUACGCCACUCCCUCUCCUCCCAGUUUGACAUCAUCCUUGCAUCCACGAUUAUCCUGUGAUUCAGAGGAACGAUCGUUCCCGUAUGAUUCACGACAUUAAUAUAUUCAAAUAAGAAAUAACAUGUAUUUUAUUAUACUUAUAUUAGAUUGUA